Messenger RNA from Salvia splendens (bonfire salvia), 939 nucleotides. Its product is annotated as mitochondrial zinc maintenance protein 1, mitochondrial-like. The record is from RefSeq and is a predicted model, not a curated record. Gene Ontology annotation, cellular component: mitochondrial matrix. The transcript has 2 exons. Gene Ontology annotation, molecular function: protein folding chaperone. The coding region runs from base 330 to 641 and encodes 103 amino acids. Gene Ontology annotation, biological process: mitochondrial respiratory chain complex III assembly. NCBI's taxonomy places the organism in Eukaryota, Viridiplantae, Streptophyta, Magnoliopsida, Lamiales, Lamiaceae.
UCUCCGUUUCAGCAGCUGGAAACUCACGGCAGAUUCCCAAACAGAGCCACCAUCCCGCCGGUGAGCAAAGGUGACUCCAGAACAGAAGCAGCGCGCCGCCAGGUUGGAGGCACGACGAAGCUGGCGAUAGUUGUUAAUACUCCAUAAAAUAAAAGUAAAAAUAAAAAUAAAAUUAGUGAUAAGAAUCCAAACCCCAUAUAUUAUCAAGCAUUAAACAAUUUGGGAGUAGAUCGGACUGCAAUAUUUUUCAUUUUCGGUUCCAAAUUCCUUCCCUUUUUCCACUCAUCUUGGAUCGGUGGUGCUGCAAACGACGUCGUAGCAAGCAGAAAAUGGGGAGCGAAGCAUUGACGGCGUACAGAGCGCUGCUGAGAGCCAUUCGGAAGACCUUCGCCGGUGAUACCCUGAUGCUCAAGCAGGCCGCCGCCGAAGUGCGGAAGAAGUUCGAUGAGAAUCGCCACGUGACCUCCGCCUCCAACCUCAGCCGCCUCAUGGAGGAGGCACGUGAGGCCUCACACUUCAUAUCCACCAUGAUCGUCCAAGCCAAGCUCAACGACCGCGGCGGCUACGAAGUGAAGGCUGAUAAAGAGCAUGCUGGAGCUACCCUUGAGAUUCCCUCUGAAGAAAUUCUCAAGAAUGCUUAGAAGCAUCAAUUGUAGACUAGGCUACACACAUAUUUCACAUCACUUGGACAACGAUGGAGAGGGAUCGUUGAGCUUAGAAUGGGACCAGCUUCGUUCAUUCUUCAGUCGAAUAGUUUGUGGUUUGUUCCUAGCUUUCAUCGACAUUCUUGAGUUUGUUUGUAACCUUACUUGUUUUUGAGGUUUUACUUUACCUUGUUCUUGAGAUUUUACUUUUAUCAAAUAAUGUGUUGUUUGUUCCUAGAUUACUUGAAACAUUGUUUAGUUUAUGAAUGAAAUAAUACCUUACGAUUUUGAUGGA